This is a messenger RNA of Pseudogymnoascus destructans, 531 nucleotides long. RefSeq lists its product as uncharacterized. Lineage: Eukaryota; Fungi; Ascomycota; Leotiomycetes; Thelebolales; Thelebolaceae. Gene Ontology annotation, cellular component: nucleus. Bases 1 to 531 code for a protein of 176 amino acids. Gene Ontology annotation, biological process: regulation of gene expression. The record is from RefSeq and is a predicted model, not a curated record. The transcript has a single exon. Gene Ontology annotation, molecular function: protein binding.
AUGUUGACGAAACGAUUCCCCGGCCUGCUGGCCAAACAGUUUCAAGGGAACGGACAACUCAACUUCACCUCGCUGUUCGAGCUGCUGCUAGAGAAGGGCGCUGAGGUGAAUACGAAGGAUACAGAGUAUGGCCGGACGCCGCUGUCCUUAGCUGCAGUGAAUGGGCAUGGGGCCGUUGUGCAGCAGCUGCUAGAGAAGGGCGCCGAGGUCAAUACUAAGGAUUGCAAUAGCCAAACGCCGCUGUCCUUAGCUUCAUGGGAUGGUCACGAGGCCGUUGUGCAGCUGCUGCUAGGGAAGGGCGCUGAGGUCGAUGUUAAGGAUGUCAAUAGCUGGACGCCGCUGUUCUUAGCUGCAAGGAAUGGGCACGAGGCCGUUGUGCAGCUGCUGCUAGGGAAGGGCGCCGAGGUCGAUGCCAAGGAUGGCAAUAGCCAGACGCCGCUGUCCUUGGCUGCAGGGAACGGGCACGAGGUUGUCGUGCAGCUGCUGCUAGGGAAGGGCGAGUCGUUGUACCCAGACUCGGACAAUACAUAG